Messenger RNA from Serendipita indica DSM 11827, 1311 nucleotides. The record is from the annotation of a GenBank genome assembly. NCBI's taxonomy places the organism in Eukaryota, Fungi, Basidiomycota, Agaricomycetes, Sebacinales, Serendipitaceae.
AUGUCUACCAACCAGAAACAGGCACCAGUUGCUAAUGGGGCAGCUCCUCAGUUUGCACUCUCAUCCCGCAUGUCCACAGGCCGUGCGAUGUCCCAGGACGUGUGGUCAAUCUUCAAUGCCGCAAACCUCCCUGCAGAUUGCAUCAAUCUCGGGCAGGGGUACAUGAACUUUCCACCCCCACAAUGGGUCAAAGAGGCUGCUGACGAGGCCCUUAAUACCGUCGCUGGCAAUCAUUACUCUCACCCCAAAGGACGUCUCAGGCUCAGAGAAGCCCUUCGCGAUCACUAUUCACCACUCUUUGGUCGGACCUUGGAUAUCGAAAACGAGAUUCUUGUUUCCAGCGGCGCCAACGAAGGUCAAUACUCCGCCUGGGUGGCGUGGCUUGAACCAGGAGAUGAAGUAAUUCUCUUCGAGCCUUACUUUGACCAAUACUUGCCCUCAAUCACAUUCAACCACGGUGUUCCGGUUUACGUUCCUCUUCAUCCUCCUGCAGUCCUCGACAAGAACCAAACUUCAGAUGACUGGAAAAUAGACUUUGAAGAACUCCGCCGGGCAGUCACCCCACGCACCAAAAUGAUCGUCGUCAACACUCCUCACAAUCCAGUAGGCAAAGUGUUUAGUCAGGAAGAGCUUCAAAAGAUUGCCGACGUCGCUAUUGAGCACAAUCUGAUAGUCAUGUCGGACGAAGUCUACGAUGGACUCCUCUUCGACGACAAACCUCAUGUUCGAAUCGCCAACUUGCCAGGCAUGUGGGACCGAACCAUCACAGUCGGUUCCGCGGGCAAGUCUUUUGCAUGCACGGGAUGGCGUGUCGGAUGGCUGAUCGGACCCAAAUCACUCAUCGGACCCACCCUCGCUGCCCAAACUCGAAUCGUCUUUUGCACGAACUCUCCGCUCCAAGAAGCUGCUGCCGCCGGUCUUGAACAGGCCACCAAGCGCGGAUAUUGGAAGCAGCAGAUUGAUGAGUAUACAGAGCGACGGGAUGUGUUGAUGAAGUACUUUGACGAAAUUGGUCUCCAAUAUUCCCUCCCCUAUGGCAGUUACUUUGUCCUUGUGGACAUAAGCAAGGUGCAAAUACCAGAGGAUUAUCCUUUCCCCGAGACAAUCAAGGGUCGAGGAAAGGAUUUCUACGCUGGAUGGUUCUUAGCGCAGGAACUCCGAGUUUCAUCAAUCCCUGUCAGCGAGUUCUAUUGCGACGAGCAUAUGAAUAUUGGAGAGCGGUUCCUGCGUUUCGCCUUUUGCAAGGACUUGGAUACCCUACACAAGGCGGGAGAGAGGCUCAGAGGAAUCACAAAGUUUAUGGGUCAAUAG